GACUGUCAGGCGCUUCAUCCUCGAAUCUUUCUCUCCCUCUUCUUUCCGUUAUUAUUCAUCACCGUUCACCAGUAGUAACAAAGAGAGGCUGCUCCCAGUUUCCUUUUCUUUUCUGGGCAACCCCGCUUUGGAUAUCAACUUAUAUACAACUACACUGUCGAUUGGAGUGAAUUACAUAUAUUACAAACAAAUAAAUCCCUCUUUAACAACAAUCAAAACCUUCAAAUUUUCAACUUACUCAACAAUAUUAAUAUUGAAGCUGCAAAAUCCGCAAUCUAUUGGAAAAAACUGUUGAUUGCUGAAGAACGAAGAAUAGGAACAAAAGGGAAGUAAUCAAUGGCCUUCUAAAUCUCAUUGCAAUUUCUGGGUAUUUUCUUAAUCGCAGAUUCAGGGUAGAAACUUGAGGAAUUAGACGAACCCUGGGAAUCAAAAAGCCCGAUUUCUCUUAAUCCCCUCUGCAAAUUUUUGCGCUUUCUUCUGUAAAUAUAGCUGAAAAUUUUCUCGCUUAAGGUUAGUGAAUUAGGGCUUUGUUUAAACUUUUAUUUGGUUUAAUCUUAUAGUUGGGCAAAUUUUUAUUUUCGUCACUUAGGGUUUUCUGGAUUUGAAUCAAAAUUUCCACCCUUUAGUUUUUAUUAAUUUUUGUUCACUUAACAGUGAAAUUAUCGGUUACACUGUGAUUCUGCCGGAUUUUUUGUCCAAUUUGGGUUUGAUUUAAGGUUCUUGGUUCAAAAAUUACAGUGACCCAGUGCAAAAUUUGUGGCUGGUUUGUUUUUUGGGGAAGUAUUUUGGUUUGUUUUGAGAAAUUGUGAAUUCAAUAGAGAAUUUGGGCUAUGGCUUCAUACCGGCCAUACCCUCCUCCGCCACAACAACCAUCAUUUGCACCUCCACAGCCUGCUCAAAACCCGCUUCCACCACCGCCCCCUCGACCCCAAUCUCAUGGGAGUCAGUAUACACAGAAUUGGGGUUCUGCACCUCCUUACCCUCAAAACUAUACACAAGUGCCCCCCAAUCAGAAUUUCCAACAAUCAGGAUAUAAUUCAGCUACUCACCAAUACCAACCACCCCCACCACCAUCCCAACAGCAAUCACAACAAUACCCUUUUCAGCCACCGCCGCCUCCACCUGAUUCAUCGUAUGCUCCUCCCCCACCGCCGCCUCCUUCCGGUGGUCAAAACUCGGGGAAUGUACAACAGUAUUACCCUUCUCAAUACUCUCAAUUCAGUCAACAACAGCCUCCUUUACAGCCAUUGCAACCACCCCCUCCUCCCCCACCCCCACCACCCUCUUCCCCGCCUCCCAGUUCAUCUGUUCCUCCACCACCACCCCCUUUGUCAUCACCCCCUCCACCACCUUCUCAGAAUAAAGAUAGUGGGGGAGAGAGAGGCAGGCGUGAGAGAGACAGAAGGGUUUCGAAAGAGGGAAAUCACCACAUAUCUUCAAGGCAGCAGAAGCCUCCAGUUCCUCCUGGUCCUUUGAAAAAAGCCAAUGGGGCUUCGAGGAGGGUUGAGACGGAAGAAGAAAGGAGGUCAAGGAAAAAGAGGGAAAUGGAGAAGCAAAAGCAAGAAGAGAGACAUAAACAGCACUUGAAAGAGGCCCAGAAUCGGCAGAAGCCGCCUCAGGUUUUGCCUUCUGCAGUGAAAGGCGGUAAUGUUUCGAUUUCAGGGUCUAGGAUUGGUGAGAAAAGGACUGCUCCAGUUUUAGGGGGCGACAGGGAUGAAAACCCGAUGAAGAGACAAACGGCAUUUAUGUGCAGGAUGAAGUUCCGAAAUGAAUUGCCUGAUCCAUCUGCCCAGCCAAAGCUUAUGUCUUUGAGAAGAGAGAAGGAUAGAUUUACUCGGUAUACUAUCACCUCAUUGGAGAAAAUGCAUAAACCAAAGUUAUAUGUAGAGCCUGAUCUUGGCAUUCCACUUGACCUCCUUGAUCUCAGUGUUUACAACCCUCCCAAAGAGAGGUAUCCUCUUGCUCCAGAAGACGAGGAGUUGCUACGUGAUGAUGAGCAAGUGACCCCAUUGAAGAAAGAUGGAAUUAAGAGAAAAGAGCGCCCCAGUGAUCAAGGUCUAUCUUGGCUUGUUAAGACGCAGUAUAUUUCUCCUCUUAGCAAUGAUGGGACCAAACAGUCCUUGACUGAAAAACAAGCAAAAGAACAGCGUGAAAUGAGAGAAGGGCGUAGCUUUCUGCAAAAUGUUAACAAUAGGGAAAGACAAAUUCAGGAAAUUCAAGCAUCAUUUGAGGCUUGCAAAUUACGCCCUGUACAUUCUACCAAUAAAAACUUGAAGCCUUUAGAGGUUCUACCAUUGCUGCCGUACUUUGAUCGUUUAGAAGAUCAGUUUGUUGUCGCCAGUUUUGAUGGAGAACCUACUGCUGACUCGGAGUUGUUCAGCAAAAUGCAUGAAUCUAUUCGCAAGGAUGUUGAAUCAAAGGCUGUAAUGAAAAGUUUUACUGCAGCAGGAUUUGAUCCGGAGAAUCCUGAACGAUUUUUGGGAUACAUGGUCCCGUCUACAGAUGAGCUAUCAAAAGACAUCUAUGAUGAAGAUGAGGAUGUCUCAUACUCCUGGGUCCGAGAAUAUAAUUGGGAUGUAAAAGGCGAAGACCCAGAUGAACUGUCAACAUACUUGGUGUCAUUUGACGAAGAUGCUGCUCGCUACUUGCCUCUUCCAACAAAACUUGUACUAAGAAAAAGGAGAGCGCAAGAAGGAAGGUCGUCCAGGGAAGAUGGAGAGCAAUUUGUUCAGCCAGGCAAGCUUACUGUCAGAAGAAGGGAAACCACCUCUGUCAUCGAGAGGAAAGAAACAGUGAAUGAUUCCUACUAUAGAUCAGAAUCAGGUCCAUCGAGAUCAAGCAGGCCGGAAUCUGAUAUUGAAGAAGAGGAUCAACAACAUAUGGAUGACCAGGAUGCUGAGGAUGAUCAAAUAGGUCGUUAUAGUGGAGGAGAAGACUAUAUGUCUGAUUGACGAAUGACAUUAACGUAAAUGUUGAACCAAAGUAUCCAAGAACAAACUUUUCUAAUAGCUAAUUUCUAAGAUUUUUGGUAGUCCAUUUUUUUCUUUGAUUUUUGUAGUGCAUUCUUUUUUCUUUUCCUUUUUUCUUUUCACUUUCUCGGAAGAUUAGAUCACAGUAGCUUCAACAAUAGUGGGAGUCCAAGGGUUGGAGUACCGCUGAAAGCAGGGUAGAUAGUAGAGAACAUUUAUGUAUUUAACAUUUCAAAAAUAUAGUUAAUCAGAACGAUUCAAAUA
Messenger RNA from Spinacia oleracea (spinach), 3233 nucleotides. Its product is annotated as protein PAF1 homolog. The record is from RefSeq and is a predicted model, not a curated record. Gene Ontology annotation, biological process: transcription elongation by RNA polymerase II. Lineage: Eukaryota; Viridiplantae; Streptophyta; Magnoliopsida; Caryophyllales; Amaranthaceae. The coding region runs from base 831 to 2951 and encodes 706 amino acids. The transcript has 12 exons. Gene Ontology annotation, molecular function: chromatin binding; RNA polymerase II complex binding. Gene Ontology annotation, cellular component: Cdc73/Paf1 complex.